Molecule: messenger RNA, 1536 nt
Organism: Menidia menidia (Atlantic silverside)
Lineage: Eukaryota; Metazoa; Chordata; Actinopteri; Atheriniformes; Atherinopsidae
Source: the annotation of a GenBank genome assembly
CCCCAGUGUCCCUGCUGGACUGGUAUGAUUUCCAACAGGAGCUGAUUCUUGUGCUUGAGAGGCCAAUGCCCGCUGAAGACCUCUCAAACUACAUAGUAAAAAAUGGUUCCCUCGAGGAAGAGGAGGCAAAAGUUAUCCUUAAACAACUGGUUGAUGCAGCAAUACACCUUAAAGAGAAAAGCAUCUUCCACAGAGACAUCAAAGUAGAAAAUAUCCUGAUCGAGACCAGCACAGACGUCCCACGAGUUCGACUCAUAGACUUUGGAUUGAGUUGCUUUGUCAAGACAAAAUCCAGAUAUAGAGUCUUUUAUGGUACCAGUGCUCACGUCCCUCCUGAAUGGCUGAACUCUCAUUCAUACACUGCUGGACCUACAACAGUGUGGCAGAUGGGAGUGGUCCUCUUUGAAACCCUCCACAAGAAAGAAUUUACAUCCACCAGAUUUGUUAGUAAGAGGCUCAGGAUAAGCAAAAGGCUGUCUCAAGACUGCCAGGACUUCUUGGAGCAGUGUUUAACUCACCAUCCUGAGCAGCGUCCCACACUGGAGCAGCUUCAACGCCUCUUAUCCCCCUUCCUGAUGGCUACAAUUACUCUGUGUGAGCCUUUGGAGCUCUACAAUCUCCUCAACCAGUUCAGGUCAGUGCCGAGGCUGGCAGAGAUCAACUACCUCUGUUUGAUUGAUGCACGGGAAACCCAAGAUUACCGCACAAGUCAUAUCAUAACAGCUAAAACUGUCAAAACGGAUUCCGAUGGAAAGUUCCACCUUCCAGAAGUGGUGGAGGUGAACACUAUGCAGUAUGUGGUGGUAUAUGACAGCAAGACAAGUAGUUUAGAUGAACCAGGAAGAGCAGUUGACUGCGCCAAUGUCCUGGCCAAGGCCAGUCUCAGCCCAGUCCACGUAGUAAAGGGAGGCUUCCAGAGGUUCUCGGCUCUGUACCCCUUCUUAAGGACUGCGAAGAUUCUUUAUACCAUCACGGAUCUUGAAAACCUGAAGAUCUAUCCAGUGGAAACAAUAACGGGAUUGCUGUAUAUGGGGGACCAGAAGCAAAGUAUGGACACAAGUAUCCUGAAAGACUUGAAAAUCAGCGCCGUCGUCACCAUCUCACACCUUCCACAGACUGACUCCCUGGAAUCCAUGGGGAUCAACCACCUCAACAUAGCUUUGUCGGACUCCCUGGAGUCUGACUUAUACUCAAGUUUUCAAAAGAUUUGCAGUUUUAUUGGUCUGCACGUCAGGGCCAGAUCGCGUGUCCUGAUCAGUUCCAGGCAGGGCAGAAGCCGCUGCAGUGCCGUGACCAUUGCCUUCCUCAUGCACAAUUUCAAAUACACUUUGGAGACAUCCUGGAAAUACAUGCUGAAAUGCAAACCCACCAUGAUGCCUAACAGGGGAUUUAUGCAGCAGCUAUCAGACUGGGAGCUUCACAUCUUGGGAAGGAAACGGACAGAUCUCUCCAAGUGGAGUUACUAACAAAAGAAACAACAGUUUGGAUGCUAAAUCAAGUUCACCUGUUGAAACAAAGAUGUUAAUAAAACUGCAA